GUCUUUUUUCUCUUAAAACCAGAAGUGAAAGAUGCGAAAAAUUCCCCCUCCGCGCUCCGGGAUUCCGGCUCUGUCCCAACGGCCGCCCCGGGGGCUUGCGCCCGCUGCUCGCGCGGCCGCCAUUAGGGCCGUCAGGGGCGGGAAAACCGAGAGCCACUUGAGGGAGCGGGCGGGAGCGGCCCUGCGGAGCGCCCAUCUCUGCGGUGUUUCCCGACCGCGCCACAGCCACGCACAGCAGCUGAUGUUGUACUUCAUUCCUGGCUUUCUAUCUGUUAAUAAGAUAACGAUGACGAGCAGCGCACAGAAACCUGAUGAAAGUAGAAGUAAACGCAGGAAAGAGCUGGAGGCUGAUGAUACAGAAAGCCCUCAGCUGUCCUCUGCUGACACAGCAGACCCGAUGCUUUCAGACAGCCUGCAGUCCCUGUACAAACCUGAGCCCCUGGAUCAGCUGCUAGAUGAGAUGAAUAAAGAAAUCAAGAACUUGUUGGCAAAGUAUGCCCACAUCUUAAGUGAGAGAGCAGCAAUGGAUGCUUCUUACGUGCAAGAGCUUGAUGGAAUCGUGAAAGAAGCGAGAACAAUAGAAAACCACUUAAAACAGAAAAAGGAGAAUCUGAAGCAGAGAUUCACUAUGAUUGCAAAUACUCUGCAAAGCUAAACGAAGUUUGUUACAUUGUAGAAAUGCUCAUUGUUGUAAUAAACUUUUAUACAUAAAAUUCAUAAACAAUUCUGGAUGUGAUGAAUGCUUCAUACAUAUCUUCUGUAAGUAUUUCUAGCAGUUCAGGAAACAUUUGUCAACUUACUUAUUUUUUUAAAUAAGUAUAUGCACUAUAAAGAGUAGAGAUAGUACAAAAGAUGCAAAAUAUUUAUUUUGAAUCCCACAGUGACUUCAAGGGAUUCUACAGAUUAGAACAGCAUUACUUAUUUGCUGAUCCAUUGUUCAGACUGUCCCUAUGCUUCCAUCCCAAGAAAAUUAAAUUUUGGUACCCAAAUCGUAGUAGAAUGUACCUUGAAUUUUACUUUUGUUGUUGUCUCUGAACAUAAUUGAAUAUGAUUGAAAAGAGAAGCUUAGAAAUAGGAGAGUUCUAUUAAGAGUAUUACUUUGGAAAUGUAUAACAAGAGGUUAAGUCUUAAUUUAAAUAUGUAUUUUGAUAUAUCUUCAGCUUUUCAAAUGAAAUGAAGAGUAUUUUCAUAUAAAAGUGCAUUGUCAAAACUUUUCUGGUAGUAUCAAUAAAUAAAAGAUGA
Messenger RNA from Meleagris gallopavo (turkey), 1242 nucleotides. It is a transcript of the gene TEX12, whose product is annotated as testis expressed 12. Lineage: Eukaryota; Metazoa; Chordata; Aves; Galliformes; Phasianidae. The record is from RefSeq and is a predicted model, not a curated record.